AUGGAGAAUCUGCAAAUCGGCUUGAGAAUGCUGUGCCUAGGAAGAUUCCACUGCGUGUUGCUGCUAGUGCAGCUGCUCGUGCUGCCUUUGCUGCACGCUCUGCCCGUAUCAAGCCCCGAGAUAGCCAACAAGUCGGGCAAGUCCGCCAACAGUGUUCAAGUGCAGCAGCAGCAGCAGCAACAACAGCAGCAGCAACAACAGCAGCAGCAACAGCAGCUACUCAAAGCCAGCUCAAAUGGCCAGGAUGCGCAUCUGAACUCCCUGACUGCGUUUGCCACCAACUACGAUAGCAUAAGCACGGCCCAGGCGCAGCCACAGCCGCAGACAGAGGCCGGCUUCAAGCCCUCCUACAAGCUGCCCGAAAUGGAGACGAACUUCUCGCCCAUGCAGAGCGUCAGUCUGGCCGACAGCCCCACCCUUGCCAAUCUGCCCAGCACGCCCAUGCUGAUGCAGUAUCUGCCGGCGCAGUCGCUGCAGGAUGGCAGCGGCACCGUGCAGUAUCUGCAGCUGAUACCGACGCGCCCCAUCAUCGUGCCCAUCAGCCCGUACCUGACGUCGGCGGCCUCGGCCGGCGUGCAGCCGCCGGUGCCCGCGCUGACGCCCAGCGUGGCCGCCACGCCCGAUUAUGGUGCGCGCAGCGUGCAGCUCAGCCCGCUGCCCGCCAACACUGGCGUCACGGGCCUGCACUACUCAGGCGCCGGCCUGCAGGGCUACGCCAGCGCCAUCUCCCCGGUGGCCGCCUAUCGCAGCAGCUAUCGCAUCAAUCGCGAGGCAAAGGAGAAGAACUUUCCGCCCGCAUUCAGCCUGAAUAUGAAUGAGUAUCUGCCAGCGGCAGCGGCCAAUCACGGUGGCACGCCCACGGGCGCAACAUCCCAUCCACAGCUGUAUAUGAGAACUAGGACAUAG
Drosophila arizonae is the source of this 906-nucleotide messenger RNA. RefSeq lists its product as uncharacterized. The record is from RefSeq and is a predicted model, not a curated record. Lineage: Eukaryota; Metazoa; Arthropoda; Insecta; Diptera; Drosophilidae.